This is a messenger RNA of Staurois parvus, 342 nucleotides long. Lineage: Eukaryota; Metazoa; Chordata; Amphibia; Anura; Ranidae. The record is from the annotation of a GenBank genome assembly.
GUGCUCUGAUGAUCAGUGUACAUGUCCCCUCCGAGGAAUGCCGAUUACCGGCUCUCCUCACGAGCUGUCAGCGUGACAGCUCUGUGGCCCCAGAAGUGCCACCUGUCAGUCUCCAUCAGUGCCAACAGUCAGUGCUCAUCUGUGCCACGUGCCAGUGCCCAUCAGUGCCACAUCAAUGCCACAUAUCAGUGCCCAUCUGAGCUGCCUUUCAAUGUCACCCAUCAGUGCCAGUCAGUGCCACCUAUCAAUGCCAAUCAGUGCCACCUAUCAGUGCUGCCAAUCAGUGCCACCUAUCAGUGCCAGCCAGUGUCGCCUAUCAGUGCGCAUCAGUGUGUCUAUCAG